Messenger RNA from Phycodurus eques (leafy seadragon), 3957 nucleotides. It is a transcript of the gene snx29, whose product is annotated as sorting nexin 29. Bases 374 to 2887 code for a protein of 837 amino acids. The transcript has 21 exons. The record is from RefSeq and is a predicted model, not a curated record. Gene Ontology annotation, molecular function: phosphatidylinositol binding. NCBI's taxonomy places the organism in Eukaryota, Metazoa, Chordata, Actinopteri, Syngnathiformes, Syngnathidae.
CGCUUCCGGUGUUCGCCCAGUCACGGACUGUUGGUUGACGUAACAAAAUGAGAAUUCACUCGGUGACUUCAAUAUUGUAAUCCGGCUUGUGAAAAGUGCACUUUAUCGGCUCGGCAGCGUGCGGGACACUCGGCACUUGUAUGUCAUCCCGCGGAGGUCGCUCAGCUCCGGGGCAAGGCCUCUCCGCUCACCGACCGAACACCGCCCUUCUAGCCGCGAUGGGGUGGGUCAAGCUCGCCCACGGAGGCAGCAUGGGCCCGGCCCCUCGCUAGCCUCCGCCGGUGGACGAUUAGCAGCCACAAAGAGGGAUGCAUCAGAUCGGCGGGGGAGCGUCAAGCUUGGAUGUUGCUGCACCUGAAGUGUGGUCGUCACAAUGAACGGCACUGUGCAGAAUGAUGCCAAGAGACAGAACCUCUUGGAGAGGUUACUAGAUGCUGUCAAACAGUGCCAAAUCCGCUUUGGAGGAAGAAAAGAGAUUGCAACAGACUCUGACAGCAGGGUAAUCUGUCUUUGCGCCCAGUUUGAGGUGGUACUGCAGCACGGCUUGAGAAAGAGCCGAGGUCUCGCCCUCACCGCCGCCGCCCUCAAGCAGGCUGCCGGCUUCAGCAGCAAAGCCGAAGGAGGUAGAGAGUUCACCUUCUGGUUCUACGUGAAGGAGCAUCUCAACCGGCAUGAGCUCCAGCGCUUCUACUCCCUCCGUCACAUCUCAUCAGAGCUGGGCCGGGGUCGGGCCUGGUUGCGCUGUGCUCUUAAUGAGCAUUCUUUGGAACGCUACCUGCACACACUGCUCGCUGACCGACCACGCCUCGGCACUUACUAUGAAGACUGGGCUUUUAUGCUUGAUGAAGAGAGAGCCAGUAUGCUGCCCACCAUGGCUGCUGGUUUGAACUCCAUCCUCUUCGCCAUCAACAUAGACAACAGCGACCUGAACGGGGGGCCGACGAGAGGCGGAGGCUCCACCAUGACGCACCUCCUCAAAGAGUCCACGCAGGGCAUCGGCAGCCUGUGGAAGGAGUCCACGCAGGGGGUCAGCAGCCUUCUUCGAGAGAUCACCACCGCCACCGCUGUGGUGCCAGGCUUCAGCCCCAGGGUGGACGUAGCCUCGGACCCACUACCUGUCCUGCCGCGCAGCACCUCCGCUGACUCUGGGCUGAGGAAGGAGCGGCGGAGGAGAAAGAAGAUCACUAACAUCAUCUCCUUUGACGAUGAUCUGGACGGAGGUGCUGAGGAUGAGGAGGAGGGUGAGGAGGACUUCCCUAAGAUUGGUGGCCUUAGCAAGAGUCAGGCCGAUCCCGUUCAGAGCAGCGUGGAGGAAGGGAUCGAUCUCUUGGAGCCGUCGUUCCCAGAGUCGCCUUCUCACAACGGGCUGGAUGACACAACAGCACUGAGUUGGGUGGGGUCACCCCAUCACUCUCGUACGCCGCCCAUGCCUACGCCUCCUCUGACAGACAGGAAGAGCAUAGAUAACGAGGAUGAGGAGGAGGAUGAGGAGGAAAAAUACAAACGCAGAGCACCAAUCCAGGAGGACGAGAGGAGUAAUGACCAGAUGGUGGUGGGAAGUCUGUCCAGCGUGUCUACGUGGAGCCCCGUGAAGGUACUGAUGGACCACAGCAGCUCGGACAUCCUCAUCCCCCUCAAUGCCGCCGCCCCACAGCCAGUCAACUCUGUAGAGGACACGGCGGCCUUUCCUGCUCAGUGUGAGUCAUCAGGGCCGGUGGAAGACUGCGAUAGCCGCAGAUCACGGCCACCUCUGAAUAUGGAGUCCAGUCAGUUGGCGCUGUCCACUCCGCUCAGUGGUACGCUGCCAACAUCUGCUCUGCCAGAGUCAAUGACAGUCGUGGAGCUGCGACAGGCUAUUGUAGCCAUGAUGAACAGGAAGGACGAGCUGGAGGAACAAAAUGGGUCUCUUCGUAGUCUGCUGGAUGGGGAAAUGGAGCAUUCAGCAGGUCUGAGACAAGAGAUUGAGCUGCUGAAAAAAAGGCUGGCUGAACUGGAAGAAAGACACACGGCAAAGGUCCAGGCACUAGCCAGGGAGAAUGAGGUCCUGAAGGUCCAGUUGAAGAAGUAUGUGGGGGCGGUGCAGAUGCUGAAGAGAGAGGGGAGCCAGGGCAAUGACGCUCUGUCAGUAUUACCGACGAGUGAAGAGAGCACCCCUGCCCCUCAGAGCAAAUGCAUGGGCGACAUCGAGGAGUUGGCAGCCAGCUAUGAACGUAAACUCAUAGAGGUGGCUGAGAUGCACGGAGAGUUAAUCGAGUUUAAUGAGCGCCUAUAUCGCACCCUCAUGGCCAAGGACCACCUCAUUGUGCAGAUGAGACAGGAACUUAUUGAGUUGAGAGGACCGGUCCCAGGGGAUUUGAGUCAGACGUCAGACGAUCCCAGCCUCUCUGAUUUUGAAACGGCCCAUCGUGCGCUCAUCAAUGUGUGGAUCCCUUCUGUGUUCCUGCAGGGCAGAGCUGCUAACGCCUACCACGUCUAUCAGGUUUAUAUCCGCAUCUUGGACAAUGAGUGGAAUGUGUACAGACGCUACACUGAGUUUAGGGAGCUGCACAACCGCCUGAGGUCCCAAUUUCCACAGGUGGACACAUUCAACUUCCCGCCGAAGAAAGCCAUCGGGAACAAGGAUGCCAAGUUUGUGGAGGAGAGGCGGAAGCAGCUGCAGUGUUACCUUCGUAUGGUCAUGAACAAAGUGAUUCAGACGUUGCCAGACUUCACGGCCCGUCCCACCAAGGAGACCCUGCUGUUUUUGCUGCCUUUCUGUCUGGACACACCCCAGACCAAUGAUGGCGGCCCCAAGACACCCCGCUCCAAAACGUCAUCCCGCUUCCCGAGACUGGGUCGCGGCCACCACCAGGAAGCCAGAGCCGAACCCCAGAGUGGCGACCUCUAACACCCAAGACUUUGUAUUUUAUUUUAUUGUAAUUCUCAUGAUGCUGAGGUCAGGAACCCACCUGUGUCCAACCAUUGCCAUGAAGACUUUGAGGGCAUCUGGCGUAAGCUUCUGGCCAAGUGUCAGCCAAGGCGAUUGGAGAGUAUUUAAAUAUAUGAGAUGCCUUAUUGGAAGGAUAAAUGACAUUCAAGAGGCUGGACCAAAUCACACAGCAGCACCUCUUACCUCAAUGAGACAAAUUGAACAGCCACUAUGAGAUGCUGGCUUUUCUUUCUUACUAUGCUCCUUUUUGUAGUAAAAGUGUGUGUAGUUACAGUGCCUACAUUGUAUAUUACAGCUGCGUUGAUAGCUCAUGUAUAGCGAGCGAUUCAAUGUAGUUACUCAGUCUGCUUGAUUGUGCCAUUACAUUUUAGCUAAUGCCGAUUCCAAAUUGGGCAGAACAGUGUCCUAGUGGUUAUGCACUGACAGUUCUGAGGUUCAGUGUUCGAAUCCCGGAUGCUGUGUGGAGUUUGUACAGUAUAUCCAGUGUAGAAAAUGGAUAGAUAGGUGUAUAAUAACUCACAAUCUCUGCUGUGGACCAGAUAAUGUAUUCUUCUUUCUACAAUAUAUUUCCCUUCCAUCUUUUACGAGGGGCAUCUUAAUGUCCAACAAGUGUGCCCACAGUCAUAGUUUGUUGUGGCUCAAAAGUCCUUCAUACUCAAGGAUUAGGGUUCUAUACCACUGAUAACAAUAAACAGCAAUCUUUCUCCAAGAAUUGUUACCCCCAAGUAUAAUGCUCUCUCUAUGAUGCAUUGAAUUGCAGGUUUACACCACUAUGUCAAGUUUGAAAUUCCUUGUUUAAGAUUUAAAAAGAGUUAAAAAGAUUUAACACAGCCUCAUAACGAAGACUAAGCACUUGAAGUGAAGCAGAGCUGCUCGUUAGGAGUGCAAGGAGAGCGCCUGUGACUCAACAAGUGUGGGUUAUAGGAGCUCAUAUAUAUUUAGAGCUCUCCCAAGAUGAGAACCACCACCUGACAAAACUAGCUUGUUUUUUUUUCUUUCAGGAGACAUUUUUCCUUUAGCUGCUCAAU